Molecule: messenger RNA, 465 nt
Organism: Jatropha curcas
Lineage: Eukaryota; Viridiplantae; Streptophyta; Magnoliopsida; Malpighiales; Euphorbiaceae
Source: RefSeq, a predicted model, not a curated record
AUGGAAUAUCAAGUUCGAGAAAAGGUUUUUCUCAAAGUUUCACCAUGGAAAGGGGUUACCAGGUUUGGUCAAAAGGGCAAACUAAGCCCAAGAUACAUUGGCCCUUAUGAGAUCCUUGAAAGAAUUGGCCCCUUAGCUUAUAGAUUAGCAUUGCCUCCAGAAUUAGCUCAGAUCCAUGAUGUAUUACAUGUAAGCAUGCUCAGAAGGUAUCGAUCAGACCCAUCACAUGUGAUACAAACUCAGGAUAUUCAAGUGUCUGAUCAUUUAAGUUAUGUUGAAGAACCAGUUGCUAUUAUUCGAUAUCAAACUAAAAAAUUGAGAAAUAAGGAGAUACCAUUGGUAAAAGUUCUUUGGCAAAACCAUUAUAGAAAGGAAGCUAAAUGGGAAACAAAACAACAUAUGAGGCAGAAUUACCCCCACUUAUUCCCUGAAUCAGGUAAAAAUUUUGAGGAUGAAAUUUCUUAA